Messenger RNA from Suillus clintonianus, 1208 nucleotides. RefSeq lists its product as uncharacterized. NCBI's taxonomy places the organism in Eukaryota, Fungi, Basidiomycota, Agaricomycetes, Boletales, Suillaceae. The transcript has 8 exons. Gene Ontology annotation, biological process: chromatin remodeling. The record is from RefSeq and is a predicted model, not a curated record. The coding region runs from base 126 to 1136 and encodes 336 amino acids.
CACGUUCCGAAAAAAAGAUGAUCGGUUCAGCCACACGUGACGUGUUUGUUUGGCAGCAGCUUUGAAACCAAACAACGCCUCGGCAAGCCAGAAACAGUCAAGUACCAUCAAACCAAAAACCCAAAAUGUCCUUCCAACAAAUGCAACAAGAAGCUCCCGUACUCAAAUACCCCGAAGACUUUGGUCUCCAUCCAAAUGUCUCCCUUGAAAACGCAGCAAACAUGCUAUUCCGCGCCAUCCAAACCUCUCAAACCCUACCCUACAACUGGACUUUUAUCGACAAGCCACAAGAAGGUCAAAUAUACCUCUUGUUCAUGCCAAAUCCCGCUCAACCUCUGAACGACGGCAUCCGAUGGCAAGACCAAGAGAAUCGAUACACAAUGCCCGUCCAACGUGGUGCACGGGAACUCGAAGUCGCAGAAGUAAAAUACGGCUUCAUACCCAACUCCCAAGACACAACCGCAUGGCGUAUGCGCAGGCGCUACCGCCUCCACAAAGGUGGCCACCCCCAACUAGUGCUCAUCCACUACUCCCGCGUGCCUCCGAUCCAGAUCGUGCCAUCGCUCUUAAACAACCCCAUCAGGCACUACCCACUACGCCAAAUCACCGACCCUCCUAUAUAUGUCAUGGGUGAUAGGGCGGGUCAAAAAGCCUUCCCACACGCCGCAGGCCCGCAUCAAGGGGGUAUGCCCCAAGGAGGCAUGAACCCGCAGGCAAUGAUAGCGCAGCAGAAUAGUAAUAUGGAGGCUAUGGAGAGGAGGAGGGAACGGGAACGGACAAGAGAUGGGAAUGGGAAUGUAGGGCAACGGCCUGGUCCUCCACGAAUGGAUGAUGACGAGUCCGCAGAUGAAUCCGAAUUGUUAUCAACACGGACGCUAGCAAUAACGAGAUAUCGGAGAAACCACGAGUUAAUGGAAGAAGUCUUCAGGCAGGCAGCUUUUGACAGCAAAAAACCUUUACCAUCAAAAAGAAUAUACGAGGGGUUUGACAAAGCAGAAUUAGACGCUAAAAUGGCUAAACUGCAAGACGACGUAGAGGCACUUCAGGCCAAGGCUGCUGUGCGUAAGGCACAGAAAGUAGCAGCGGACGACGUGGUAGUUACAGCAAGCGGUCACGCGAUGGAACUAACUACUUAGCGCUUAGCCAUUAUACUUUAUCUUGCUGCUCGUCUUAUCUCACGCAUAGAUCCCACAAACAGUUAUGGUGAA